AGAGGAGGGCAAUAACUCAUUAGCAGAAGCUCUGUAUGUGUGCAUUCUGCUACUUGCCACAUGUCUACAGGGGUAUUUCUUCAGAGUGCAGAGAAACCUGUGAACUGCUGGAAUAUUAUAAGUCUUUCCUUGAGAUGUCAGCCAAGAGCUUCAGUGCAGUCACAGUGGCUACUGUGCUGAUUUUCUUCCUAAAGAUACAACUCUCAGUGCAAGCGCCGGUGAACGGGUCGAAGUGGUCUUAUAUUGGUCCUGACGGAGAGAAGGCCUGGCCAAAGAAAUACCCAUUUUGUGGAGGAGUGUUCCAAUCUCCAAUUGACUUCCACAAGGAUAUUCUCCAGUAUGAUUCCAAUCUCCUGCCUUUAGAAUUCAUAGGCUACAACGUGUCCUCCACUGACCAUUUUACACUGACCAAUAAUGGUCAUUCAGUGAAAAUGUACCUGUCCCCUACCAUGUCCAUCAGGAACCUCCCUUUUGAAUACACUGCAUCUCAACUCCACCUGCACUGGGGGAACCGCAACAAGUCCGAAGGCUCGGAGCACACCGUGGGUGGGAAGCAUUUUGCAGCAGAGCUGCAUAUUGUGCAUUACAACUCUGAGAAAUAUCCAGAUGUAACAGCAGCAAUGGACAAAGAGGAUGGACUGGCAGUUCUGGCUGUUCUCCUCGAGAUCGGACCCUUCAACCCCUCCUAUGAAAAGAUCUUCAGGCACUUCCCGAACGUGAAGUACAAGGAUCAGAAGGUCCAAGUGCCUGGUUUCAACGUUGGAGAGCUGCUCCCUGCCAGGCUGGAUGAGUUCUAUCGCUAUGAAGGAUCCCUGACAACUCCUCCCUGCUACCCCAGCGUUCUCUGGACAGUUUUCAGACACCCCGUCACAAUUUCACAGGAGCAGCUCCUGGCCCUGGAAACAGCCAUGUACUGCACGGAGAGUGACGACCCAGAGCCCCUGGAAAUGGUGGAUAACUUCAGGAACGUUCAGGAAUUUCAUGAAAGACUGGUUUUCAUCUCCUUCCGUGAAGGUUUUGUUGUUUCUGCUGUGAUAGCCUGCAUCCUGGCAGUCCUCAGCAUCCUUGCAGUAGCCCUGUGGCUCCUGAGGAAGAGAAGCUGCAAAAAGGAAGGGCAAGACAACAGAGGUGUCAUCUACAAACCAGGCACGUGCAAGGAGGAAGACCUCUCCAAAAUGUGAUGCCCUGCUCUGUCACAAAAGCCCCUUUUCACUCACAGCACUGAUUUACUUUGGAUUGGUGGUCUCUUGUUCUUGGCUAAUGAUAAGCCUCAAGAGAGUACUAAAACCAGGUACCAGCCAAAAGUUUUGUGUAGCCCUCAUUCCCUUGUUUUCCAGAGAGAUAUGAUCAGUGAAUACCCCUGAGCUGAAUUCCUCACCACAUUCCUUUCAUGUCUGCUGCUCGCUGAGUCUGGGUGUUUUAACUGAUUUUACAGUUAAUCCUAAACUCCAGUUUUAUGGUUUGUUUAGCACAGGUUUUCCCACAGGUGUUCCAGUCUGAACACUCUCAUCAAGCUACAAGAACUCUUCCCUGCUAAAUCAGGGUAUUGGUUUCAGCAUCGUGAAUAAAAACAAGAUAAAGGGCAAACUGUAUUUGAGAUAAGAGUUUGAACUGGGUUGUUCAGCUGAUGCAGUUUUUAGAAGCACAGCAAAUGAUGCCAGUACAUCCACCAGUGGAGCUGGAAAGGAGGAAAAGGGAAGUGUAAAUGCAAUGGGAGCCACAAGGAUUAUUAAUGGAGUUCAAACCCAGGAACUCAGUGCUGAACAAACACUACUGCUAGAGGAACAGCUCACCUUCCAGA
This is a messenger RNA of Corapipo altera (White-ruffed manakin), 1801 nucleotides long. RefSeq names its product carbonic anhydrase 12 (gene CA12). The record is from RefSeq and is a predicted model, not a curated record. NCBI's taxonomy places the organism in Eukaryota, Metazoa, Chordata, Aves, Passeriformes, Pipridae. Gene Ontology annotation, molecular function: zinc ion binding; carbonate dehydratase activity. Gene Ontology annotation, cellular component: plasma membrane. The transcript is spliced from 10 exons. The coding region runs from base 36 to 1181 and encodes 381 amino acids.